GUAGCCAUUGCCUAUACCAUUGCAUUUGUUAAUAUCCGUUAGAAGCAGAUGAUUUCAAAACUGAAAGUAUAAAUUCAGUCAGUGUGAGUUUUCUGGAACAGAGAACAAGGUCGUCAUACACUCUAAAAAGAUAAGGACAAAGGUGUUGCUAGGAUGUGGCCAUUUAAAAAAACGGGAAAAAAUACUCCUCCAUCUUUAGAGUAUGAUGAACCCUGGCGGUCCUUGGACUGGAACAAAGAUGCAGAGAAUAUUUUGACAACAAUAAACAAGUUCAAACCUGGGAACAAUGAAAUCAGAACUCUUAGAAUUCUUCUGCAUGGACCACAAGGUGCUGGAAAAUCAAGCUUCUUGAACUCUGUUAAUAGUGCUCUCCAGGGUCGCAUCACUACCAAAGCCCUGGCAGAAGCAACAGCUACUGGUCGUAGUUUUACUUUAAAGUGCACCAUACACAAAUUUAAGGACAAAGCAGAUACUUUUUAUCCUUUCACCUUCACUGAUAUUGCGGGUAUGGACAGUGAAGAUGCCUCAAUGAAGCCUGAUGACAUUAUCACUACAUUAAAAGGUCAUAUCAACGAUGGUUACACUUUUAACCCACGACAGCCAAUUACUGAAGAUGACCCAAAGUACAUCAAAAACCCUGAACUGAAAGACAGGAUUCACUGUCUGGUGGGCAUUAUUCCUGCUGACACUUUUUCUAUGAUGCAUGAAGUAAUUGAGAAAAUGAAAGCAGUUCGGGAGAAAGCACGUGAUCUGGGUAUUCCUCAAGCCGUUAUCAUGACCAAGGUGGAUGAAGCAUGUCCACUAGUUAAAGUUAAUCUUGAGAAGAUCUACACAAGCAAAAAAAUAAAACAGAAGAUGGAGGAGUUGUCUAACAGUCUGGGAGUUCCUGUGAGCUACAUUUAUCCUGUGAAGAACUACCACGAGGAACGUGUCACUAAUGCCAAACUGGAUGUUCUGAUUUUAGAUGCUUUGCAAAACAUUGUUAACUUUGCCAGUGACUAUGUGGAGGACCAAAUAGACCAUAAAUGAGUACCUGGAUGAUUUCUGAAUUCCAGAUUGUAUAGCAUGUGUGUGGUGUGUUUUUGUUUUUUGUUGUUGUUUUUUUUUGGAUGAGGCAAUGCUAUGCUAAAGUGCAUACAUGAAAUACUAGACUGCUGUUAGUAUAUAUAUAGAUAUACUGUUAUAUAGUUGUAUAGUUAUAGAUAACAUUGUUAUAUCAAUAUUCGGUAAAGAUAGAUAUAGGUAUUCAUGUAUUGUUUUAAUAAUUGUGUAGCUCAUUAUUGUACUGUGUGUUUAAAAUUUUCUUUAGUGCUCCAUAUCCAUUUGCUAAUAUCAGUAAAGAUGUGUGUAAUGAUAGUGUAAUAGUCUUUCUUUGAUCUGUGGGUGAAAUAUGCUACUAAAUCUGCUUCUAGAGAUAAGUAUUUUAUAAGUCAUUGUUCUUAUAAUGUUGUUCUGCAGAAUAUUCAGAUAUGUUGUUUUUUAUUGUUGUGUCCUGUUGACAUAUAAAUAUACAUGGAAGGGACCCUCAUGAAGGGAUUCAA
This is a messenger RNA of Labeo rohita (rohu), 1541 nucleotides long. Its product is annotated as interferon-induced protein 44. The coding region runs from base 154 to 1029 and encodes 291 amino acids. The transcript is spliced from 8 exons. NCBI's taxonomy places the organism in Eukaryota, Metazoa, Chordata, Actinopteri, Cypriniformes, Cyprinidae. The record is from RefSeq and is a predicted model, not a curated record.